Messenger RNA from Leguminivora glycinivorella, 3191 nucleotides. Its product is annotated as NADP-dependent malic enzyme-like. NCBI's taxonomy places the organism in Eukaryota, Metazoa, Arthropoda, Insecta, Lepidoptera, Tortricidae. Gene Ontology annotation, biological process: pyruvate metabolic process; malate metabolic process. Gene Ontology annotation, molecular function: malate dehydrogenase (decarboxylating) (NAD+) activity; NAD binding; malate dehydrogenase (decarboxylating) (NADP+) activity. Gene Ontology annotation, cellular component: mitochondrion. The record is from RefSeq and is a predicted model, not a curated record.
GCAUGGGUAAGACGCGCGCACACCGCCCGUACCGCUACUCGCUGUCGAUCGAGUCUACCGUCUUACGCUAGUUUUAAACAAAGUUGUUGAAGUGCAGCUAGGUGCCAUGGGAAACUCCGCGUCCGUCAAGCUGAACGAUAAGAGGAAGUGGCAGAGCGAGUGCGCCCUGGGUCCCCCCGCGGUGCGAGACAAAACCGGCGUGUUCGGCGGCGAGCGGCAGUCGCCGGCCGACGCCAGAGCCAAGUGCACGUUCGACGCUAUGGACCGCGACAGACUCGGGCUUUGGGGCUGCGGGGACGGACAGUCCUCCAGCCGGCUGUCGGGACUGGACCGGCUCAAACACCCCGGCCUGAACAAGGGCUUGGCGUUCACGAUCGAGGAGCGGCAGAUGCUGGGCAUCCACGGGCUGCUGCCGGCGCGGGUCAAGAGCCAAGAGGAGCAGGUGCAGCUCUGCAAGCUCUCCAUCGACCGCUACGAGGAGCCCCUGAACAAGUACAUCUACCUUAUGGGACUCUUGGACCGCAACGAGCACCUGUUCUACCGCUUCAUCGGCGAGAACGUAGCGGAGAUGAUGCCCAUCGUAUACACGCCCACCGUGGGGCUGGCCUGCCAGAAGUACGGCCUCAUCUACCGCCGCCCGCGCGGCCUCUUCAUUACCAUCCACGACAAGGGACACGUCUACGACAUCCUCAAGAACUGGCCUGAGACGGACGUCCGCGCGAUCGUGGUGACGGACGGCGAACGCAUCCUCGGGCUGGGCGACCUGGGCGCUUGCGGCAUGGGCAUCCCCGUCGGCAAGCUGUCGCUUUACACCGCGCUGGCCGGCAUCAAGCCGCACCAGUGCCUGCCCAUCACGCUAGACGUGGGCACCAACACGCAGUCUCUGGACGACCCGCUGUACAUCGGGCUGCGGCACCAGCGCGUGCGCGGCGCCGACUACGACGAGUUCAUCGAAGAGUUUAUGAACGCGGUCGUGCGCCGCUUCGGCCAGAACUGCCUCAUCCAGUUCGAGGACUUCGCCAACGCUAACGCCUUCAGGCUGCUCGAGAAGUACCGUGGCAAGUUUUGCACGUUCAACGACGACAUCCAAGGCACGGCGGCGGUGGCGGUGGCCGGGCUGCUGGCCAGCCUGCGGCUCACCGGCACCAAGCUCUCGCAGAACACCAUCGUCUUCCAGGGCGCUGGCGAGGCCGCUCUCGGCAUCGCGGAGCUGUGCGUGAUGGCGAUGAAGGCGGAGGGCACGGCCGAGGCGGAGGCGCGCGCGCGCAUCUGGAUGGUGGACUCCAAGGGGCUCAUCGUCAAGAACCGCCCCGAGGGCGGCCUCAACCACCACAAGGAGAAGUUCGCGCAAAACCGCCCCACCAUCAAGACGCUUGCCGAAGUCGUUGAAACUGCCAAGCCUACUGUGCUUAUCGGUGCGGCUGCGAUUGGCGGAGCGUUCACGCCGGCCAUCCUCCAGCGCAUGGGCGAGCUCAACGACAAGCCCGUCAUCUUCGCGCUGUCCAACCCCACCAGCAAGGCCGAGUGCACCGCGGAGGCUGCCUAUUCCAAUACUGGUGACCGCGCGAUCUUCGCGUCGGGCUCGCCGUUCCCCGAGUACCGCGCCAAGGACGGGCGCGUGCUGCGGCCCGGGCAGGGCAACAACUCGUACAUCUUCCCCGGCCUGGCGCUCGGCAUCAUCUGCGCCGGCCUCAUCGACAUCAGCGAGGACUUCAUGCUGCUGGCGGCCGAGUCUCUGGCGAAGAUCGUGUCGGACGAGGACCUGGCGCACGGCGGGCUGUACCCGCCGCUCGAGAACAUCCAGGACUGCUCCGUCAAGAUCGCCAAGAAGAUCGUGGAGCACGCCUACGAGACCGGCAAAGCGACAGUGCAGCCGCAGCCGGUGGACACGGAGGCGUUCAUCCGCGCGCAGAUGUACGACGUGCGGUACGGCAGCGCCGUGCCGCCCGUGUACUCGUGGCCCAGCGAGCCGCGCGUCGACGUCGUCUAACCUGACGACACCCACACAACCUCCCCCCUACCCCCUGUCCCGGGAAUCACUAAUUAACCUUCUAUUUACCUACAUAAGGUCCACAGUACCUACGUCAAUGUGGGUAGGAAAUCAUAUUUAAAUGUAGGUAGGUACUAAGCAGCUUUUUCUUGUACGCUUGCUAGAGUGCUAAGAUGGUAACUGGGAGGUAAAUCAGUGAUUCGUCGUCAUCUUAAAGUCGCUUAAAAUGUCAAAUAUUAAUUGGUACAAUUUAUUACUCCGUAUUUUCCAUAUAUGUGUCACAGCUGGAUAGAUUGGUGCAAAAUGUGAAUUAUGGCGUCUUUAAGAUAGGAUAUGUAUAAAAUUUUGUGCUAUGGGAAACCUCUCUUACCGACCCAAGCUACAAUGAAUAUGAAAGCAGUUUGCAAUCUGUGAUGCAACGUAUAUAAUUUAUUUAUAUAAACUUAAGUUCCAUUUUUUUUAAAGAAUUGUCUAAACGAAUUUACAAGUUAAAAUUUAUGUUAAUUGCAUUUAAGUACGUGCCGAGUAGGCGCUUUGAGAAAAUUGUUAGAGCUUUGCUAUAAAUUAAACGAGUAAAUUAAAUUAUCCCUGAACUACACUUACUGUAGAAAAAUAAGUAAAUGAAAAACAAAAUAGUGAAGGCUCUUAUAUGUCUUGCAGAGCCAGUGUUCUAAUUAUCAAAUACUGUUUCUAAAAUCAGCGAUUAUUUUAUUAUAAUAUAAUGACACUAUAAUAUAAGUGUCAUAUUAUGACACUAUUGUUUGUGUAUAGAGACAAAUUUGUUGAAAUUAUUUAGGUUUAUGAUUAUUUAUUUACUUAUGAACUGAAUUCCAAUAAACUGGAUUUUUUUUCAACUGUAAACUCUACUUUAUUGCUAUAAAUAGUAUCUCGCAAAUUGUUCCAGUUUAAUGGAUUUCAGGCGCUGUUUAUGUGUACUUAAAGUUUUCAAUCAUUUGACGCUGAUAUUUAUAGUUAUGUCGAUUAAUAUUCGAACAAAACUUUGUAUUAGUUGUAAUUGGUGUUAUGUUGAAGUUACCCGGAUCAAAUUUGUGAUUUAUAAUAUUUUUAUAUGAGGUAUAUUUUAUAAUGGCUCAGGUUUUAGCUCCGUUCCUUUUUGUAUACGCAGAGGUAAAAACCAAGCUAGCGAUGUGGAUGCUAUAACGGCAAUAGAGCGGUGUUUAUAAUAAAUUAAUGAAAUGUU